Paramecium sonneborni is the source of this 1096-nucleotide messenger RNA. Lineage: Eukaryota; Ciliophora; Oligohymenophorea; Peniculida; Parameciidae. The record is from the annotation of a GenBank genome assembly.
AUGAAUUAAUUAGAAAAAACUCCUAAUUUAAGAUUUUAAAGAACUCAAAGUUAAUAGGAUGAAAAAUGGUCAAAGCAAUUAAAUAAGAUAUCUUCAUCCUUAAAGUAUUAGUUAUUUUUCUAAUUAGAAAUUUAAAGACAACACAAGAAAGAAAUAUAUAUAUUAAAAAAGUUGCACGUUAAAGAGAAUUAGAUAUAUAAAAUCAUGAAAAACAAGUUAUCUAAUAAAAAUCAUAUUUAUUAGAUAGAAGUAAAAAGAAGUUUCUCUCAUUAAUAAGAUGCAAAGACCCUGAAACAUUUUUCUUAAAAUUUAAGCCAAUAUAAAAACCUUUAAAUAUGCUAAGAAUGGUUUCAGAAUUAAAUUUAGCUGAAAAAAUACAAAUGAACCUAAGCAAAUAAUCUAAGCAUGAAGAAGAAUAAAGUUCAAUAAUUAAUAGUGAAAUUAGCAAAAUUAAAAAAAGGUAAUAAUUAAAAACUAAUUUAGGGGAGGCAGCAAAAUUACUGAUUUAAGCGUAUCAAAAGUAUCUUAAGGUGAUUUAAUGAAACCUAGAAAGACAUUAGAAUAUUUAUUUUAAGAAAAUAAAAAACAAUUACCAAAUUUAUAAAGCGAUUUCGAUUAGGAAAAAAGUAAGUCAAAAAAAUAAACAUAAAACAGAUCAUAUUCUCAAUAUUCUAAAUCUAAUUUUAAUAAUCUUUUAAAAACUGAUAUCAAUGCUUUAGUUACAGAAAUGGAUUAAGGAGACCCAAAAAUAAACAAUAAUUUACUUAAAAUAAGUAAAGUAUCAAGUUAAAUGUAAGAUAAUUAAUUUAAAAAAUAGUCUAGCUAGAAAUGGAAUAUAUUUUCAAACUAAAACUGCUUCUAAUUCUAUAAAAGUAAAUACUUAAGACAACAUUUGUUUAGAAGAUGACAGUAAUAUUUAUCAAUAUUCAUAUUUAUAGAUUCUUCAUUGGCAUCUCAUACUGAAUUGAUGUUAGAUAAUUUAUAUGGAAAUACUAAUAAAUUAAAUUCUGAUACUAAAAAUUUAGAUUUGAGAAAGAAGGAGUAUUAGCAUGAGUCAAUUAAACUAUUCUAUAAAAAAAUUUAUUGCAAGAUCUGA